GAGGAUGACGAUGGGAACGCGGCGGCGGCGUAUGGAAUGGGAGAGGUGGGGAACCGGAGGAUGGACCGUAUUUACCCGUUCUCCUCGUUUGCGAGCUCGACGCAGAGGAGGAUCAAGCUACAGUAUGAUGAGAUCGUCGAGUCCAAUAAAGCCAAGACCUUGACAGUCGCUCAGGUUGGUCAGUUCAUCAACUGUCUGGUUGACGCAAGAAAUGAAUUGCAGCGCAAGUCAGAGAUUAUUCAAAGGAGUUUCAAAAUAAAGAAAGCAUUAUUGUAUAAAGCUGACAGAUCUUCUUUUGAUCGUCUUUGCCAACAGAUAUACAAACUAGAAGCUGAGCACAAGAGAGUGGAGGAAGAUGCAACUGUUUAUAAUCUACUUCAGGAGCAGCUCAAGCUCUCACCAGCAUAUAAAACAAUGCUCGAGGUUAGCGCAAACAUGGAGCAGAAGGCUGAAUCAGACCAAGCUGCCGAAUUGCCUGAUAUCUCAUUCGAGGAGUUCUUAGCUCAGGAAAAGAAGGAUUUGUUCUGGCAAAGAAACCGCAAGCUGAGAUAAUUAUCUGGUGUACAUUUGCUGUCCAAAGAGUUUAUUCAACCACAGUAGGACUGUUUUCUUUUUUCUUUUGGGAUGUCCAUGUGCAUCUCUUAGUGUUGUCUUCAAGUGCUCUUUUAACUGGCUGUAGAACUUGUGGACUGCUAUCAAGCAUAGAAGAGUGGAUACUAAUUGCUUACAGGUCUGAUGUGUUAUUUGUUGGUCCUCAAAUUUAGGUCUGUGAUGUUACAUUGUAAACAUAUUUGCUGAAUCCAUACUAAGAGAUUUGGGCUGUUUUUGAUAUAUGUAAAACUACAAAUGUAUGAAGUUACAAAUUGUUUAGAGUUAUUUGA
Messenger RNA from Musa acuminata subsp. malaccensis (wild Malaysian banana), 881 nucleotides. RefSeq lists its product as uncharacterized. Lineage: Eukaryota; Viridiplantae; Streptophyta; Magnoliopsida; Zingiberales; Musaceae. The record is from RefSeq and is a predicted model, not a curated record.